CCUACUUCCAUGGUUAGUAGAGAACAAUGAUGGUGAUACACCUUUGUCAUUGGCCAUAACUCCUCAAUAUGAAAAGUUUGCACUAUAUAUCUUGUCAAUUGAUGAAAAUGCGGUUAUUAAAAGUCAGAAUAAUGUUUUGUUCUUGGCUAUCGAGAAUGGAUGCUAUAAAGUUGCCCAAAAGAUUUUAAAGAUAGUGGAUGACAACGGUUGGAAUCAACUUCUUACUAAUCAUCACCAUAAUGUUUUGCAUCUUGCACCGUUAUGCACAAAUGACUUUUGUACACGGCUUAUUGAAAGACAUCCUGAGUUACUCACAAGAGUAGACAAAGGGGGAUGUCAGUAUUACACAAUUGGAUAUUAAAAAAGGGUGAAGUAUGGCUCUUCGAAUACAUUUUAAAUAGCAAAUGGAAGAGUAUCUUUGUGAAACUCAUUGGUGAUGCAGAUUACAAUGACAGAAACAACCCCUUUCAUGUUGCGGCCACUACCAACCAUGAAACAACCAACCAAGUUGUAAAGCUCCUUAUAGAAGCUCACAAAGAAUAUCAACCUACUUGGAUGGUCAAUGAUGUAUAUCAAUUGCCAUGGUUUACAAUUAAUAAAGCAAAUGAAGGACCUUUGCACUUGGCCAUACGCAACCAAAAUGAAGAGCUUGCUUUAGAAUUACUGAAACUACACAAGGAUGAUGAUGAUAUUAGUGAACUACUCGAUUAUUACAGGCCAAAGCAUACUACUUUGUUUCUAGCUAUACAGAACAAUUGCUCUCAAGUAGCCGAAAAUAUAUUGUCAAGAUUGGAUAGAAAAAGUUGGAACGAAUAUCUUAUGGAUUCCACUGAUGGUCGUAAUAUAAUGCAUCUAGUUCCAAGUUUGACAAAUGAAAAGUUCGGGACAUGGCUAGUAGAAGAAGUUUCAGAAUUCAUCACUCAAAAAGACGUCAAUGGACAAUCAGCUUGGGAUAAAGCAUAUGAAAUUGGUCCUGCAUGGUUUAUAAAAGCAGUUUUGGAAAAGGAACCAUCUGUGUUUAAUAGCGCACCCUUGGUUUGGACUAAAGCAUGUGAGAAGGGUCACGUAUUAGCCCUUUGUGCCUUCAUCGACCAUAAUCCGGGGGGUUUUAGAGAUCUUUGUAUUGAAUAUAAGGAUUCUCCUCUACAUCACAUAAAACUCCCAAAUUUAACGGGGUAUGAAAAUUUUCUCAAGAUUACACGCAUGAAGGAUUUAAUCAAUCUUCAAGAUUCCAAAGGGGUGACACCUUUACACAAAGCAAUAAGAAAUAAAGACUUAUUCUUGACAGAAACGUUACUCACGAUGGAUAAGAUAAUAUAUAACAUUGAGGAUGAUGAAAAUGUAUCUGCCAUAGAUCUGCUAGCUCAAGAAUGUGACAACAACCAGACAUGGGACCGGAUGUGCAAAAGAAUUGGACUUGACCCGAGGAUAAAAACGACAUAUUUCCAAGAUAAGACGAAUUUGUUGGAAGUGCGAAACUCUCUAUUCAUAGUGGCCGCUUUACUAGCAAAAAUUACGUUCACUGCUGGAUUCACUCUCCCUGGUGGAUUUAAUCAAGAAACUGGAGCAGCACUGUUAGGGAAGCAACCAUCUUUCCUAGUGUUUUUGGUAUCUGAUGCAUUGGCCUUAUUUUUUUCGAUGUUGGUGUUGAUUUGUCUUACAUGGUCCAUGGUUUUCGAUGCCAGUAAAUCUUUGGUAUUGAUUGAUCGAAGUAUGGCUUUACUCCGUUUAGCACUAAACUUCACCUUAUUGGCGUUUAUGACUGGCGUAUACGUUGUCAUAGCCCCAAAGUCAUUGUGGGCAGCUAUUCUUAUUAUUAUCAUUAUGAGCUUCCUCGUUGGAAUUUCAAUCAACAAGACACUCUUGUAUAAUUUUCUAGAGUAUGUAUACAAGUUCAUCCCUUCUCCAAAGAAAAAGCAUAGAGAUCAAAUCGGUGAUGUGGAACUGGGCGUCCCUAACAAACAUGAUCACUUGCAUGAUGCUUAGACGUCAUGGGGAGGAUUGCUAGCCAGGACCGGAAAAAGGAGGACUCCAACUGUGGCUGCGCCUUUUUACUGCUAGCCAGAGCCAAACAAAGGAGGACUCAAAUGCAUAAGUGUGAAGAAUGUAGCUAAUUAGGUUGAACUCCUACCCAUUUUUUAAUAUGGAAAUUGUGAUGGAAAGUUACUUUGUAACUUUUUGUUGAACACUAGUUUUCUUACACCAGUGUGACUUUUUUUGUUUCUUUACAUUCAUGAUUCAUCCAUGUUGAUUGCAACUAAUACAGAAAUAUUCUUCUGCAAUACUUUGA
Molecule: messenger RNA, 2290 nt
Organism: Spinacia oleracea (spinach)
Lineage: Eukaryota; Viridiplantae; Streptophyta; Magnoliopsida; Caryophyllales; Amaranthaceae
Product: ankyrin repeat-containing protein At5g02620-like
Exons: 5
Coding region: 334-1986 (550 amino acids)
Cellular component (GO): plasma membrane
Molecular function (GO): protein binding
Source: RefSeq, a predicted model, not a curated record